This is a messenger RNA of Trametes versicolor FP-101664 SS1, 846 nucleotides long. RefSeq names its product alpha/beta-hydrolase. Bases 1 to 846 code for a protein of 281 amino acids. Gene Ontology annotation, molecular function: hydrolase activity. The transcript has 3 exons. The record is from RefSeq and is a predicted model, not a curated record. NCBI's taxonomy places the organism in Eukaryota, Fungi, Basidiomycota, Agaricomycetes, Polyporales, Polyporaceae.
AUGUCCUGUCCCGAGUGCAUCACCGGCUCGCUGCACACCGGCACCCCCGUGGGCAGCGAGACGAAGGUCGGCGGGGUCAGCGCGUAUGUCACCGGCGACGAAAACGCCUCGCGCAUCAUCGUCAUCGGCGCAGACGUCUACGGGUGGACGUUCGCAAACACGCGGCUCCUCGCGGACGAGUACGCCGCGCGCGGCUUCCGCGUCGUCGUGCCCGACUUCUUCAGCGGCUGGAGCGUGCCACUCUGGAGCCUCGACGCCGUCGCGCCCGACCCGCUGCCCAAGUCGCUCUUCACGCGUUUCGUGCUCGCGCCCGCCGCGCUUUUCCUCCUCGUCCCCUUAAUCCUCCGCAACCUCCCGCACCAGGUCGCGACGCUCACCAAGAUCACUGCCGCUGUCCGCGCGGCGCACCCAAAGGCCGCGGUGGGCUACGUCGGCUUCUGCUGGGGCGGGCGCUUCGCGAUCUCGCAGAACGCGCUGUUCGACGCGAGCGUCGCCGCGCACCCGUCGCUCGUGAAGUUCCCGGCGGAGCUGGACGGGAUCAAGGGCCCAUUCAGCCUCGCGGUAGCUGCGACGGACAGGGGAUUUGAUAGGGCCAAGGCGGAGAAGACAGAGAAGAUCUUGCAGGAGCGCGGGCUGAAGGAUGUGGAAGUGGUGGUGUACGAUGGGGUGCACCACGGGUGGACGACGCGCGCGAACUUGGCGGACGAGGUGCAGAAGAAGGCGAGGAACGAUGCGGUAGAGCAGGUUGUGGGUUGGUUCGAGAAGUACUUGAAGCCCCUUGAGGACAAGUCUGUGCAGGCAUCUGCGCGGAGUAUACCCUCCUGUAAUGAUCUCCUCUUACCCUAG